Molecule: messenger RNA, 1385 nt
Organism: Populus nigra (black poplar)
Lineage: Eukaryota; Viridiplantae; Streptophyta; Magnoliopsida; Malpighiales; Salicaceae
Product: nodulin-20a-like
Exons: 6
Coding region: 480-1262 (260 amino acids)
Source: RefSeq, a predicted model, not a curated record
CGAUCCGAUUUUAUUUUGUAUUUUUCAUGCUGUGUCAAAAAUGCGUUUUUGACAACCUUGCUUCACAGCACAGAGGCGGCGUGCCUUCGCAGCGGAAUCAAUUUACCCGCAAGUAACAGGCACAGUGGAAGGACGACCUUUCAAUGUUCACAAACAUUGAGGCCGCCCGAGUAAUAUCAUCGGCGUUUAAAUUGUCGAUGGAGAUUCCAUUGUUUCAAUGGAGUCAAAUAUCCAAGCAUCCUGAAUGGAUGCCUCAAAUCAAUGCAUGGUUUAACAGUGAGCAUAACAUUGUUGUGAGGAGGGUGUAGGAAAAUCACGCGGCAACUAGGUUGCGUGAUUUUUGGUAUGAAGCACAAAAAAAAGCAAAAAAAAUCACGAGGGAUAGGGGUUUCCAAGGCUGGAACGAUGUUGCGGUUUGGAGGGAUUUCAAACCGAUAUACAUCCCGGAAGAUAUAUGGCCGCACUAUCUUGAGCACGUGAUGUCUGAGCGGUUCACACGACGCUCACAGUCCAGUGCUGGCAACCGAAAUUGGCCAAUUCAUGGCGGGGUGACAACGCACACUAGCGGCUCCGUUCUGUUUGCUGCACAUGCGAAACAGAUGGCUGCAUCUCUUGAACGUGAGCCGAGCCCGAUGGAGCUGUUUGUGGAGACGCACGUGCGGAGUCAAGACCACCAGAAGGGGGCGCAACAGUUCGUUGAUAACCGUGCUAGCCAUUUCAUGGAGACCUAUAAUAAUCGGUUGAGGGAGAGAUACGGGGACGAUAUUUUGACCCAUCCGAAAUUCGAUCCGGAUUUGUGGAUGGAGGUUGGCUCGUCAAGUGGACUCGAUAAAAAUCGGGUUUACUUGCUCUCCAACACUACGGCCGACAACUUGCGGUCGACCCGUAGUGUUUCAACCGUUGGGAGCUCCCAAUCAAUAUCGAGCUCCCAAUCUAAGGAAUUCGUGGCCUUGCAGCAACACACGGCUCAAUUCACCGAGAAAUAUGAUAACCUAUCAGCGGAGUACGCACAACUCAAAGCGUCUCAUGCACAACAAAGAGCGGAGUUUGAGCAAAUCAAAGCGUCUCAAGCACAACAAAAAGUGGAGUAUGAACAACAAAAAGCGGCUUAUGAACAACAAAAAGUGGCUUAUGAACAGCUUCGCGAAAUGAUUAUGAACAUGGCAAAUAGUGGAACAUGUGCGCCUAAUCUUUUUUGGCCGUAUAACCACCAGCCUCCUCCAGGAUCUCCUCCUCCUCCUCCAGCUCCACCUUUAUAUUAAUUUGUAAUAAACAUUAUUUACCUUUAAAACUUCAUUUAAUAUUUUUCUUGAAACAUAUUCAGUUUGUAAUGAAUAUUAUUUCACUUUGUUUUUUUUAUGUUUAAUAUAAAUUUUAUUUGCAUA